Molecule: messenger RNA, 4836 nt
Organism: Pundamilia nyererei
Lineage: Eukaryota; Metazoa; Chordata; Actinopteri; Cichliformes; Cichlidae
Gene: atp8a2
Product: ATPase phospholipid transporting 8A2
Exons: 37
Coding region: 294-3782 (1162 amino acids)
Biological process (GO): phospholipid translocation; neuron development
Cellular component (GO): trans-Golgi network; plasma membrane
Molecular function (GO): ATP hydrolysis activity; ATPase-coupled intramembrane lipid carrier activity; ATP binding
Source: RefSeq, a predicted model, not a curated record
AUGAAUCCAGUUUAUUAUCGUCUAACGUAAUUUUAUUUUGAAAACACUGACCGGAAGCAACUAUUGUAUCUAGUCUGACGCGACGCUGGAGCAGGCUGCCCUCUACACCACAUCUCCGCGGUUUGACCGAGAAAUAAUGAUCGCUGAGAAGCAGCAGCAGCAGCAUCGGCGGCAGCGGCGACCGCAGCCCGAGCCCAUGCAGAGCGUUGCUCCCCUGCUCCCCUCUCCGUGAGCAUGACACCGCUCUGGCCUCCUCGUUCUAGCCGCACCGACUCUCGUUCACCGCUCGCAAGAUGUAUUUCAACCGGAGAGCCAAGAAGAUCCACAGCGAGGGAGAGCAGUUAGUGUUGACCACCAUUAGGCAGGAGUCUCCUGAGCUGCAGGACCCAGGCCAGGGCGCCGGUGCUACCAUGCGUGCCCGCCUCGCAGACAGGUUUGACAAAAGACCUGCUUGCUCGUCCGCCGGUUACCGCAAGGCAGAUGAUGAGAUGUCCGGGACCACUUCCCAUGCGGAUCCCGUAGACGCCUCGGCGCGGACGGUGCUUCUCAACCGGCCUCAGAAUACCAAGUUCUGCGACAACCAUGUCAGCACCACAAAGUAUGGGAUUCUCACCUUUCUGCCGCGCUUUCUGUACGAGCAGAUCCGACGUGCUGCCAAUGCCUUCUUCCUGUUCAUCGCACUCAUGCAGCAAAUCCCUGAUGUGUCACCGACCGGUCGCUACACCACGCUCGUCCCGCUUAUCUUCAUUCUCACAGUGGCCGGGAUCAAAGAGAUCAUAGAGGACUAUAAAAGGCAUAAAGCAGACAACACGGUCAACAAGAAGAAGACAACAGUGCUGCGGAGCGGAGCCUGGCAGACAUUUAUCUGGAAACAGGUGGCAGUAGGAGAUAUAGUGAAGGUGACUAAUGGCCAGCACCUCCCAGCUGACAUGGUUAUAGUGUCCUCCAGUGAACCACAGGCCAUGUGUUACAUUGAGACCUCUAACCUGGACGGAGAAACCAACCUGAAGAUCAGACAGGGUCUCCCACUCACGGCUGGGUUUCAGACCCUGGAGGAUUUGAUGGCACUGUCUGGUCGUCUGGAGUGCGAAGGCCCCAACAGACACCUGUAUGACUUCACUGGCACUCUACGGCUGGAAAACCAGAAUCCAGUCCCUCUGGGUCCAGACCAGGUGCUGCUGCGUGGCGCCCAGCUCAGGAACACGCAGUGGGUUGUGGGAAUUGUUGUCUACACUGGCCACGACUCCAAACUGAUGCAGAACUCCACCAAGGCGCCACUGAAGCGCUCUAAUGUGGAGCGGGUGACCAACAUGCAGAUUCUGGUUCUGUUUGGCAUCCUGCUGGUCAUGGCACUGGUCAGCUCUGUGGGCGCAGCCAUCUGGAACAGAGAACACACAGACGAAGCCUGCUGGUACCUGUCCCGGGCCGGCGACAUCUCCCUGAACUUUGCAUAUAACCUACUGACGUUCAUCAUCCUGUACAAUAACCUGAUCCCCAUCAGCCUGCUGGUCACUCUGGAGGUGGUGAAGUUCACACAGGCUCUCUUUAUUAACUGGGAUGUGGAGAUGUACUACUCAGAAACGGACACGCCAGCCAUGGCGCGAACGUCUAAUCUUAAUGAGGAACUGGGCCAGGUCAAGUAUCUGUUUUCCGACAAGACUGGAACUCUGACCUGUAACAUCAUGCACUUUAAGAAGUGUACCAUAGCCGGGAUAACGUAUGGCCACUUCCCUGAUCUUGACUGUGAGCGUUCAAUGGACGACUUCAGUAAUCUGCCAUCCAGCAGCCACAACUCCACAGAGUUUGACGACCCAACUCUGAUUCAGAACAUCGAGAAGGACCAUCCUACAUCGCCUCAGAUCUGCGAGUUCUUGACGAUGAUGGCGGUGUGCCACACGGUGGUUCCAGAGAGGGAGGACGACCAGAUCAUCUACCAGGCCUCGUCCCCUGACGAAGGAGCACUGGUCAAAGGAGCCAAAGGGCUGGGCUUUGUCUUCACUGCCAGGACCCCUGAUUCAGUCAUCAUUGAAGCUAUGGGGGAAGAGAAGAGCUAUGAGCUACUGAAUGUGCUGGAGUUUUCCAGUAACCGUAAACGGAUGUCUGUGGUGGUCAGGACACCCAAUGGGAAGCUCCGGCUGUACUGCAAAGGAGCGGAUAAUGUUAUUUUUGAACGUCUGACCGAAGCGUCUCAGUACAAAGACUUAACAGUUGCUCAUUUGGAACAGUUUGCUACUGAAGGCUUGAGGACACUGUGCUUUGCGUACGUGGACCUGGAGGAAGAUGCGUAUCAGGAGUGGUUAAAGGAAUAUAAUCGUGUCAGCACCAUAAUCAAAGACCGCGCUCAGAAGCUUGAGGAGUGUUAUGAGCUGCUGGAAAAGAACUUAAUGCUGUUGGGUGCCACAGCCAUCGAGGACCGUCUCCAGGCUGGCGUGCCAGAAACAAUUGCCACUCUGAUGAGGGCUGAUAUCAAGAUCUGGGUCCUCACUGGAGACAAGCAGGAGACUGCCAUCAAUAUAGGUUACUCCUGUCGCCUGGUGACACACGGCAUGUCCCUCAUCAUCGUCAACGAGGACUCGCUGGACGCUACUCGUGACACGCUGACAGCUCACUGCUCCUCCCUCGGCGAGUCUCUGAAGAAGGAAAACGAGCUGGCGUUGAUCAUCGAUGGCCAGACAUUGAAAUACGCCCUGUCCUUUGAGCUCCGCCAGGCCUUCCUUGAUUUGGCAUUGUCCUGCAAAGCCGUCAUCUGCUGCCGAGAUGCAGGGAGUGAGGUAGUGAGGAGGAAGUUCUCCUACUUGGAGAAGCUUCUGCUGGUCCACGGGGCGUGGAGCUAUAACCGCGUCACAAAGUGCAUCCUCUACUGUUUCUACAAGAAUGUGGUCCUCUACAUAAUAGAGCUCUGGUUUGCCUUUGUGAACGGGUUCUCUGGCCAGAUCCUCUUUGAACGCUGGUGCAUAGGCCUCUACAACGUGAUAUUUACCGCUCUGCCUCCGUUCACUCUGGGGAUAUUUGACCGGCCGUGCAGCCAGCAGAACAUGCUCCGCUUCCCGCAGCUCUACCGAAUAACCCAGAAUGCCGAGGGCUUCAACACCAAAGUGUUCUGGGGACACUGCAUCAAUGCACUGAUUCAUUCAAUUAUUCUCUUUUGGUUUCCACUCAAAAUGUUAGAGCACGACUCUCCCUUCAGUAACGGUCAGGGAAACGACUACCUGUUUGCAGGAAACAUGGUCUACACAUAUGUGGUCGUUACAGUGUGUCUGAAAGCUGGAAUGGAGACCACAGCUUGGACCAGGUUCUCCCACCUGGCGGUAUGGGGAAGCAUGGUGCUCUGGAUCGUCUUCUUCGGUGUCUACUCCGCCAUCUGGCCCACCAUCCCUAUUGCUCCUGACAUGCUGGGCCAGGCUGGCAAGGUGAUGCAGUGCUGGCACUUCUGGCUGGGCCUGGUCUUGGUGCCUGCUGCGUGUUUACUCAAAGACUUCGCUUGGACGGCCGCACGCCGCUCUGUGAGGAAGUCUCUUCUCGAGGAGGUGCAGGAGCUGGAGGCGCGGUCCGUUGACCCAGGCGCAGCUGUCCUUAGAGAUGCCAGCAGCCGCAGUCUAAACGAACGGGCCCAUCUGCUGACAAGAGUCUUUAGGAAAACACCUUCAAGUGUAGGACGCUCAAACUCUGUGCAGCAGACUGUGUCACAUGGCUAUGCCUUCUCUCAGGAGGAGCAUGGUGUGGUGUCUCAAUCCCAGGUAGUGCGCUCUUAUGACACCACCCGCCAGCGCCCCAGCCUCUAGCCCCAUCCCGGAUCAAAGCUUUGGCUCACUGAAGCAAGAAUUUGUCAAGGUGACAGCGGAGAUAGACUUAAGUGACACCCUCACGCCGGGUGACCGACCCCUGCUGUGGCCUUACUGGACAGUGACCUGACCCCUUGCCAGGGACGGAAGUCAUGGUCAGGCAUGGAGGCCGUCGCUGGCGCUUGGAGGACUGACUCGGGAGAAGGGACCAGGCCGGAUAUACGGACUAACCAUUGUUAUAACUCACAAAGGCUGCACAGGCAUGAGCAAUCAUAUCCAUGCACAGACGUGACAAGUCAAACUCAGAGACUGCUACUCAUAUCUGUAUAUCCCUCAGACUGAGUUUGCUUUAUGCCUACGUGUGUGCGCGCAAGCGUGUGUGUGUGUGCGCGUUCCAGUGCGUCUCUGUCUGCCUGUGCAUGUGUGUCUGCACGCAUUGGCGCUCCCGUGUUCGUGUGCAUGCGUGUGUCGAUCCAUGUGCGUUCGCAUCCACCGUUCCCUCUCAUUUCCCGUCUGUCAUCACAUGCCGAUGUGGAAGGGGACGUCAAAAUAAAGUCGCACUCGCUCGCUCGCUCACACGCAUACAGGCGCGAAGAAUUCCUUAAAAUUAGAGGGUGGGAAGCAUAUACCGAGGACCCGCCAGAGCCCUGCACCCCCAGCUACAGGCCCCCUCUCUCUCUCUCUCUCGUAACAUCUCAGCAUCGAGCCUCACUGCCAAACACCAUAAAGAUGCCACUGAGGCAGAACGCUCACCAAACCGGACCACAACCCUGCCACAGCCCCUCCUACCCCACUGAGACCUCCUCUUGCUUUAGCUCUCCCUUCAUUCCUUCCUUAUCUCUCCAUCUCAUAGCCGCUUUGCAGCCUCCGUGUCCCUCUCCUCCUUUUCGCAAGUUUAAAGAAAUCCAUUUUGUUUUAUUUUCUGACCUCUCCCGUGACUCCAGACGUCGCCCGUCUACCACCGUCAGCUGACGUGGAAGCAGCAUGACUGGCAUUAGCGCUUCCUCUUUUAUUUCUGUUGCAUUUCCACUCUUUACUGGACUGUUUCUUUCUC